AAAUCUUUGAGACACCAUGAAAUAUACCAAUUGCAAGCAUAACAUUAUGCUAGUGCUUAUUUUUCUUUUGCUCAUUUGCAAAUUUGAGUAUUGUUACUCAAAUGAUGCUGCUAGUUGCAUUGAAGGGGAACGAAUUGCUCUUCUCCAAUUCAAGGAAAGCUUAAUUGAUAUAUCAAAUCGUCUCUCUUCAUGGAGUGGUCUUAAUUGUUGUGAAUGGGAAGGAAUUUCUUGUAGUUCAACAACUGGCCAUGUCUUAAAGCUUGAUUUGCAUAAUCCAACUACACCUCCUGAUUCUAUUUACGAUACUCUGCCAUCAAACUAUACCAACAACUGCUUGGGAGGUGAGAUCAAUCAUUCUCUUAUCAACUUAACACAUUUUAAUUACCUUGAUCUAAGCUUCAACAAUUUUUCUAAGAUCCGAAUUCCUGAAUUUUUUGGAUCUUUCAAAAACUUGAAGUAUCUUAACCUCUCAAGCUCCGGUUUUGUGGGAAAUAUUCCCACUCAUCUUGGAAAUCUUUCAAGUUUAGAGUACCUAGACCUUGGAAAGGUUUUGGUUGAUGUUCCAUCUUACAAUGAUUUGGCGACAGAUAACUUGGAUUGGUUGGCUAGCCUUUCUUCCCUAAAAAGUCUUGACAUCUCUUCGGUUUCAAUUCUGCAUAGUGAAGAUUGGUUACACACAAUCAACAAGCUUGUGUCUUUAUCUUCUUUAAACUUGGUUGGUUGUAACCUAUAUACAACUAGUCCUCUUUCACAUGUUAACUCCACCUCUCUCAUCUCCCUUGAUCUCAGUGACAAUACUUUAGAUUUUGCAAUCCUUCCAUGGUUGUCUAAUCUCACAAGACUUGAGCAUUUGAAUCUACAUGACAACUCUGUUAAUUCUACCAUGCUAGAAAUCUUUGAGCCCUUAGCCUCUCUAAAGGUCCUUGAUUUAAGUGAGAAUAGAUUUACAAGUUCAGUUCCCAAUUCUCUUGAAAACUUGACUUCUUUAACCUCUCUUGAUUUAAGUUAUAAUAGGUUUGAAGGUUCAAUUCUCAAUUAUCUUGGAAACUUGACUUCUUUAACUUCCCUUGAUUUAAGCGAUAAUAAGUUUGCAGGUUCAAUUCCCAAUUCUCUUGGAAACUUGACUUCUUUAACCUAUCUUGAUUUAAGUUAUAAUAAGUUUGCAGGUUCAAUUCCCAAUUCUCUUGGAAACUUGACUUCUUUAACUUCUCUUGAUUUAAGAUAUAAUAGGUUUGAAGGUUCAAUUCUCAAUUCUCUUGUAAACUUGACUUGUUUAACCUUUCUUAGUUUAAGUAAUAAUAACUUUACAGGUUCAAUUCCAAAUUCUCUUGGAAACUUGGCUUCUCUAACCUCUCUUAGUUUAAGUGAUAAUAGCUUUACAGGUUCAAUUCCAAAUACCAUUGGUAGCCUUUGUAAAUUGCAAGUGCUUGAUUUCUCCAGGAAUAAAUUCACGGGCUUCAUUACAAUUCUUUCUGAUUGCCUCUUAGAUAGUUUGAAAGAAUUGUACUUAGAUUCUAACAAUUUCAGUGGUCAACUUCCAAAUCAGUUGUACAAGUAUAAGAAUCUGCAAUUCCUUUCUCUGUCUUCAAACUCCUUCUCCGGUCCAAUAAUUGAGUCACUUGGAAAUUUGUCAAUGUUGCAGACCCUGGAUAUUAGUAACAAUAAGUUUAAUGGUAGUGUUCCCUCUAGUCUUGGCCAACUUUCAAAUCUUGAAGAGUUACGUUUAUUUAGUAAUUCAUUCGUAGGUGUCCUCUCUGAAUUCCACUUUUCAAACCUCAGUAAUCUUCAAUCUUUGUACAUAUCUAGUAAUUUGUUUGUUUGGAAUGUAAGCUCCACCUGGGUUCCUCCUUUCCAACUCUCUAACAUAGCAAUGGAAUCCAUCAAAAUUGGUCCUCACUUUCCUCAUUGGCUUCGUACCCAAACAAAUGUUCAAUCCCUGUUUAUGUCUAAUGCCAGCAUCUCAAGUGCCGUCCCUCAUUGGUUCGAGAAAUUUUUCUGGAAUAGCUUUGCAUUAGAUCUCUCCAAAAAUCAGAUAAGUGGAAAGCUUCCCUUUAAACCACAUGUUGAAGGUGACACGCAUAUGUGGUACCUUUCUCUUUCAAACAAUCAUUUGAGUGGUGGUAUCCCCAAGUGGCUAUGUAGUUUAAAAGAUUUGCAGAUUCUUGCUCUAUCUACAAAUCAGUUAUAUGGAGAAAUACCUCCAUGCUUAGGAAAACUACAAAGCUUGAAAGUUCUUGACUUGGGGAAUAACAAUCUAAGUGGCCACAUUCCAAAUUCAUUGGGAUCUCUACAAUUGCUAUCUUCUAUGCACUUGCAGAAUAAUGAACUUGAAGGGAAACUCCCGGGAAGCAUGCAGAAUUUAACAAGCCUGAUAAUCUUGGAUUUGAGUGAAAAUAAAUUUAUGGAUGUUAUCCCUUCAUGGAUUGGGGGAAAAUUAUUGAGUUUGAAAUAUCUUGUCUUUUAUAGAAAUAAGUUCUAUGGGGAUAUUCCAUUGCAACUAUGUCAACUGCAUGAUCUCCAAUUGUUAAAUUUGGCAAAUAACAACAUAUCAGGAUACAUCCCACCGUGUUUUGGAAACUUUACUGCAAUGGUUUUUGAUGGCAACCAGACACAUAUUCAGUACAACAAAUUUUCUAUUAUAACAUAUGAAGAUAAAAUUGAUGAAGUCAUAAAAGAUUAACAUUGCAGUACACUAAAAACCUUCGAUUCCUAAGAUCUAUAGAUCUUUCAGGGAAUCAUAUUGCUGGAAAUAUCCCAGUUGAGAUGAUGAGUUUGCAUGCAUUGCAGAACUUGAAUGUUUCUAGAAAUAAUCUGAGUGGAGCAAUCCCGAAGACAAUUGGCAAUUUGAGCAAAAUUGAAUCACUUGAUUUAUCUAGAAAUGAACUCUCUGGUCCCAUUCCACCAAGCUUGUCAUCUUUGAAUUUUUUGAGCCACUUGAACUUAUCAUUCAACCAUUUAUAUGGGAGAAUACCAACAGGAAGUCAACUUCAAACCCUCAAUGAUCCAUCCAUUUACAUGGGCAACGAAGGACUUUGUGGUGACCCUCUUUCAAAGGGUUGCCCCAAUGAUGUACCAUCUUUUGUUAAUCAAUCUACAAAAACCAGUAGUGAUGAUGAUCAUGAAUUUUUCAUGUGGUUCUAUGCUGGUAUGUGGCCUGGUUUCUUAGCUGGAUUCAUUGGAGUAUUAAGCAUUCUACUUUUCGCAAGAUCUUGGAGAUAUGCGUACUUCAAAUUUUUAGAGAUGGCUUACAACAAAAUACUCGAUUAUUUUUAUUAAAGGUCAAUGCUAUUGUCAGUGAGCAAUUGUAUGUUGAAGGUAUUUGCCAUUGGUCUUUAAUGUGGAUUACUCUUGACAUGUUGGAAGGGAGUUUCUUCCUCUACCCUGAAAGGCAAAAGAGAAGCUGCUAUGUAUUCUUGGUUGUUGAUUUUGAUGUAAUUUGCAAUUGAUGUUCAUCUUAUUUAUUAUCAGUUUUUCAAUGUCAUGUUUGUUCCAUUUGGCCAGUCCCCUACCACUUAGUGUGCUAACCGUUGAGACGGAGGUUAGUCUUCUAGCUGUCGGCCGGAGGGAUACCUUGGGAACAACCCAAAAAAAUGUCAUGUUUGUUGUAUUUAUCAUACUUAAAAUUUUUAAACAAAUUCCUAUUCAAAUGUGUGUUUAAUAUCA
Ipomoea triloba (trilobed morning glory) is the source of this 3663-nucleotide messenger RNA. Its product is annotated as receptor-like protein EIX2. The record is from RefSeq and is a predicted model, not a curated record. Lineage: Eukaryota; Viridiplantae; Streptophyta; Magnoliopsida; Solanales; Convolvulaceae. Gene Ontology annotation, molecular function: protein binding. Bases 17 to 2680 code for a protein of 887 amino acids. The transcript is spliced from 2 exons.